Triticum urartu is the source of this 1561-nucleotide messenger RNA. Its product is annotated as dirigent protein 5. The record is from RefSeq and is a predicted model, not a curated record. Lineage: Eukaryota; Viridiplantae; Streptophyta; Magnoliopsida; Poales; Poaceae.
CACAAGGUCACGAGCUGCUCCCUAGAUACUGCACUUCAGCCAGCCGCAUCUCAAGCUCAAGGAGAGUUGCAAUGACGACAAUGCAAGCCCCAGCGGCAUCUUCCAAGAUCGUGCUCGUGAUGCUCAUGCUCGGCCUGGGCUUGGCGGGGGCCGCCGCCGACAGCAGCCGGAGGAGGCUCGUCUCCAGCAGCUCCGACGAGCCGUGCAAGCAGAUGACGCUCUACCUCCACAACAUCCUCUACAACGGCGUCAACAACACCGCCAACGCGACCGCGGCGCCGGUCACCAAGCCGACGGACCUGAGCACGUCGCACUGGAGCAACGGCACCUUCUUCGGCAUGCUGGUGGUGUUCGACGACCUGGUCACGGAGGGGACGGCGCUGCCCGUCGGGGACGAGGAGCCGGCGGCGCGCGCGCAGGGUUUCUACUUCUACGACAAGAAGGAGUCGUACAACGCGUGGUUCACCUUCUCCCUCGUGUUCGACUCCAAGGCGUGCAAGGGCACCCUCAACCUCAUGGGCGCCGACCUCAUAGACGACGAGACGCGCGACCUCUCCGUCGUCGGCGGCACCGGCGACUUCUUCAUGGCGCGUGGCAUCGCCACCAUCCGCACCGACGCCACCGAGGGCUACUUCUACUUCCGCCUCAAGAUGGACAUCAAGCUCUACGAGUGCCACGUCUGAUCUGAUAAGUUUUUUUUUGCGCGAAAUUUUUUUAAUCUAUUCAUCUUCAAUCAUGGUAGUACAACGAACACUAAAAAUAAUAAAAAUUACAUCCAGAUCCGUAGACCACCUAGCGACGACAACAAGCACUGAAGCGAGCCGAAGGCGUGCCGCUGUCAUCGCCCCUCCAUCGCUGGAGCCGGGCAAACCUUGUUGUAGUAGACAGUCGGGAAGUCGUCGUGUUAAGGCCCCGUAGAACCAACGCACCAGAAUAGCAACCGCCGCGGAUGAAGUGUGUAGAUCAAAAGGAUCCAAUCUGAAAACACACGAACGAAGACGAACGACGAACAGAUCCGAGCAAAUCCACCAAAGACAGAUCUGCCGGAGACACAACUCCACACGCCCACCAACGAUGCAAGACGCAUCACCGGAACGGGGGCUAGGCGGGGAGACCUUUAUUCCAUCUUCAGGGAGCCGCCACCGUCUCGUCUUUCUGAGCAGGAUACAAACCCUAACAAAGCUCGAAAAAAAAAUCUAAAAACGGAGCCCUCCCACCGGCAAGGGCCGAGAUCCACUCCGCCUCCAUGGCCAUAGGGCCACCGUAGACGGGAUGGACCGGCACUGGCGCCGGCGCCGGUGGGAGGCAGAAAGCUAGGGUUUUUGGAGGCGGCGGCCUUAGCCACGGGUUGAGGCCGUCUUCUGAUCUGAUAAGUUGUAAGAUGGUUUAUAAAUCAGAUGCACGCGUGUGCCGAUAAGGAUCAAGGAGUGAUAUUGGUGGGGUUGUUUUUCUUUGUGUGAUGAGUUGGAUGCAUGCGCAUGUAGAUUUUGUGUCAUUCGUGUAUGUUUCACGCCCACAAGAGUUUUAAUCGUGUGAUGUUUUAUUCUGUUUAUUUUUAAAA